Messenger RNA from Pollicipes pollicipes, 3304 nucleotides. Its product is annotated as histone-lysine N-methyltransferase, H3 lysine-79 specific. Gene Ontology annotation, biological process: DNA damage checkpoint signaling; regulation of transcription regulatory region DNA binding; DNA repair. The transcript is spliced from 15 exons. The record is from RefSeq and is a predicted model, not a curated record. The annotation marks the transcript as partial. NCBI's taxonomy places the organism in Eukaryota, Metazoa, Arthropoda, Thecostraca, Pollicipedomorpha, Pollicipedidae. Gene Ontology annotation, cellular component: nucleus. Gene Ontology annotation, molecular function: histone H3K79 methyltransferase activity.
GUCGGUUUCGUCACCCGACUCCCACUGUUUGUGAUAGGGGGUUCUCCCAUCCCACGCUAUACGCUUCCGGUCGAUUCAUAUCCGCUUCAGAGACGGAAGUAAGACGUCAUUGUCGUGGGUGCUCUCGGCGCGGGUGAGCUCCCGACGUCAUUGAAGCGUCUGAGCCGCUACGGGAGGGAGCAGGCAACCGACAUGCCUGUGUUGUGAUGACGCUAGGUCAAGUCCCUAGUAAAGGAACUUGAGUUUGGACAUGUCAACCUCAGCAUUGGAACUUAAGCUUCACAGCCCAGCAGGGUCGGAACCAGCCAUCUUUACGUGGCCGUUGCCAACCGGCACAUCGAAAAAGGGAAAGGAGCAUGAUGGAGCCCUGGAAAUUGUUGACACCAUCAGAUGGGUUUGUCAAGACUUUCCAGAGCUCAAGAUGGCGAUGGAAAUCAAUAUACUCAGCCAGUAUGACACCAAGAGCUAUGAAAGCAUGAAAAAUCUUUGUGAUAGGUACAACAGAGCAAUUGACAGCAUACUUCAGCUGGAGCGGGGCACCUCCCGACCGGCACAGCGCUUCAACAAGAGGCCGUCGCGCGACCUGCUGCGCCACAUCAUCCAGCAGGUGUACAACCAGGCCGUGGAAGACCCAGACCGGCUGAAUCAGUACGAGCCCUUCUCGCCCGAGGUGUACGGCGAGACGUCGUUCGACCUGAUCUGCCAGAUGAUCGACCAGCGGCCGCUGACCGAGAACGACGUGUUUAUCGACCUGGGCUCCGGGGUGGGCCAGGUCAUCCUGCAGAUGGCGGCUGCCACGCCCUGCAAGAUCUGCGUCGGCAUCGAGAAGGCCGAGACGCCCUGCCGAUACGCCAAGGCGCUGGACAAGAACUUCCGGCAGUGGAUGAAGUGGUACGGCAAGAAGCACAGCGACUAUCAAUUGAUUGAGGGAGACUUCCUGAAGCAGGAGCACCGCGAAAAGAUCACAUCAGCGACGCUGGUGUUCGUCAACAACUUCGCGUUCGGUCCCACCGUCGACCACCACCUGAAGACCAUCUUCCAAGACCUGAAGGACGGCGCACGCAUCGUCUCUUCGAAGGCGUUCUGUCCGCUCAACUUCCGCAUGUCGGACAGAAACCUGAGCGACAUCGGCACCAUCAUGCACAUCACGGAGCUGGCCCCGGUGCUGGGCUCCGUCUCCUGGACCGGCAAGCCCGUCUCGUACUUCAUGCAGGAGAUAGACCGCACCAAGCUCGAGCGCUACUUCCAGAAGCUGAAGAAUCCGGAGGACGACUCAGGCGGUUCGUCAGGCCGCAGCAGCCGCUCGGCCACCCGGCGCUCCGAUGCCAAGUCCCUGCUGCUGGACUCCAGCAGCGGCGACUCGGACGCCAAGGAGGCCGGUAGGUGUGAGGAUGAGAUGCCGCGGCCCCCGCCGCCGCCGCCGCCACCGCCGCCGCCGCCCGGCCCAACCACGCGUCGCGCCUGGACCUCUUGCCGCUUAUUUCGAAGACGUGUAUUUCACAAAGUUGGCACACCUGAUUUCUCAUACCUGUCCAUGUCUUGGCCGCUAACGCCGCACCCGUCCUGCCGUGCAGCCAAUCAGCGUAAGCCGAAGCGGCGGCUGACGCGGAAGCUGCCGCGCGCGCGGCCUCAGGUGCGUGCUGCCGCCGCCGCCACCGUGCCGCCCGUGCAGCUGAAGCGCACUGUCGCUGGCAAGGGCAGGAAGCCGGGCCGCAAGCGCAAGCUGAACAUCUCCGGCCUGGACGUGCUGCACAGCAAGACGCUGCUCAGCACCACGCACAUGGUGACGGCGCCGGAGGACGUGGCGCCGGGCACCGUCGACCAGAAGCUGUCGUCUGUGGCGCUGGGCGGCGUGCUCAGCCACCAGGAGCUGCCGCCGGAGCUGACUGCCGGCGACGUGCCGUACGGCCUCCAGCUGCUGCUCGAGUCCAUCAAGAACCAAUAUAUGCAGUUCAUCCAGCGCAUGCAGACGGCCGACUUCCGGCGCUCCGUGGAGCUUGAUAUCGAGCGAGAGCGGGUGCGGCAGCGGGAGCUCAAGGGACGCACCAGUCAGCUGGAGGCGCAGAUCGAGCACCUGAAGGCCGAGAGCCUCGGCUUCCUGAAGCGACGCAUCGCCGAGCUGGGCAUCGAGGCCAGCAAGCCGGAGGAGCUGAUCGUCAAGGCCAAGGAGAUUGUGAUGCGCCACCGCGAGCUGCAGGAGCGAGCCGCUGCCAUGGAGACGGAGGUCGCUACCAUGGAGCAGCACCAACAGCAACAGCAGCAGCAACAACCGCCUCCGCCAGCGGCCGCCGCAGCCGCUGCCGGCAAGGAAGACACGGUGACGCACGAGCUGGUGAUGCAGGAGAUAUCGCGCACGUUCGCCGCCCGGCGCCGCGUCCAGGGCGAGAUCCGACUGCUGGAGAACGAGGUGCAGAUGUUGGAGCGGUCGGCCGCCGAGAAGCAGGCCAGCCAGCAGCUGCAGCUGGCCGCCGCAGCCGCCGCCGCCGCUGCCGUCGCUCCGCCGUCUGCCGGCCACCAGGUGUUCGCGCCGCCGCCGGCAUCGUCGUCCGCCGCCGCCGCCGCCGGCGCGCUGCAGGCCGGCCAGAAGGCGCGUCACAAGAGCCGCAACCAGGAGUGGCCCAAGGUGCCCGACAUUGGCAAGAUCCACGAGAAAAACCCCGAGCUGCUGGCGCGCAAGAUCCUGGAGACAGGUCGUCAGAUCGAGGCGGGCAAGAUUCCAGUGAUUCGCAGCUCGCCAAGCCCGGCGCAGGAGGGCGCGGCGCGCGCUCCGCCACCGCCGCCGCCGCCGCCCCCUCCGCCGCCGCCGCCCCCGCCGGCCGCCCGCCGCGAGCCCGAGCGGCGUGGUUUUGGCGUGCAGCGCGUCCACGAGCCGCCCAAGGUGAACAACUUCGAGGACCGGCUGAAGAGUAUGAUCACCUGCUUCCUGAACGAGGACAAGCCGUCGGAGGAGGGCGGGUUCCGCGCGGCCGGCGCGGCCUACCCGCCGCCGGGCGAGGAGGCCGCCGGGCCGCGGCUGCUGGGCCGCCUGCCGGCAACCCACCAGCCCGACUACACGCAGUUCUCGCCUGCCAAGCUGGCGCUGCGCCGCCACCUGUCCCAGGAGCGGCUCAACACGGAUUCCGAGCCCGGCCACGCCGCGCACAAGGGCCCCGUCCACGCCGCCGUCGACAUGAGCUUCAGCAGCGGCAGCGGCGGCGGCAGCGGCAGCGGCAGCGGCAGCGGCAGCGGCAGCGGCGGCGGGCCGACGGUGGGCGUUCUCACGUCGCGCGCCAUCGAGGAGGGCCUGCGUGGCAGCAGCAGCAGC